AUGGAUUCCAGCAGCCCCCUUCCUCUCCCUGGUUCUCCUUUCCCUCUAAACCCCGCGGACUUCCCCAAUUUCCCACCAUUGCCACUGUCCGAAGAGCUCAAGUACCUGUGCGCAGACCUCACUCUCCCCCCGGAUUUCUACAAUGUGGGAUCCCCAUCCGCCAUGGAUCCACAGUUGGAGUUUAGGGUUCAUGACAAUGUCGUCCAAGGCGACAUUUUUCCUCAAAAUCCAAAUGUGGGUUAUGUCGAGGCUGGAGAGUCCUAUCUAGCCCCCCCAAACACAGCGCAGAAUGCUGAAUUCAAAGACUUGGCAAAAAGCCAGAAAAUUAAUGGUUUGCGAGAGGGGAAGAAGGCUUUAAAGGUAGCUACAGUAUCAGUCGACAUGAUUCGGAACAGGAGGCCAUUUAAAUGCAUGCAUGGAGGGUGCGAGAAGACGUUCAAGAAUGCGCAAACCUUGUCGAUGCAUUGCAGAACGCACGAUAAGAAUAUGAGUGAUGUGUUGGCGACGAGCGCUGUGAAGGCUGGGCAGAACAAGAAGAUCCCAUGCCGGUGCCCGGUCUGCGGCAGGAUCUUUGUGGGGUUAUAUGAAUUGAGGCGGCAUUUCGGGAGGAAGCAUUCGGAGGGCGAGAAGAUGCACAAUUGUAAGAAGUGUGGGAAGAAAUUCUACAUUGAGGUCGAUUUGAGGGACCAUGAGAAGCUGUGUGGGGAGAUGGUUGGGUGCAAAUGUGGGUUGAAAUUUGCAUUCAAGUGCAACCUUCAGGCCCAUAAGAGAACACACCCGGAAUGCGUCGGAAAGCCAUCGAAUUCUCCAGAGCAUAGAAAUGUUGAGAAGGAUCAGAGUUCAAGCACCCCAUCCCUUGGGCUCAUGGGGAUGAAGUUGGAAGAUAUUUGGACUCUUGGUUGCCGCGCUCGGCUUGAUGCACUUGUGCCUGCAGUUGUCAAGAAGUAA
Molecule: messenger RNA, 948 nt
Organism: Phoenix dactylifera (date palm)
Lineage: Eukaryota; Viridiplantae; Streptophyta; Magnoliopsida; Arecales; Arecaceae
Source: RefSeq, a predicted model, not a curated record